Molecule: messenger RNA, 1751 nt
Organism: Megalobrama amblycephala (Wuchang bream)
Lineage: Eukaryota; Metazoa; Chordata; Actinopteri; Cypriniformes; Xenocyprididae
Gene: gpr141
Product: probable G-protein coupled receptor 141
Exons: 2
Coding region: 616-1518 (300 amino acids)
Biological process (GO): G protein-coupled receptor signaling pathway
Cellular component (GO): membrane
Molecular function (GO): G protein-coupled receptor activity; oxysterol binding
Source: RefSeq, a predicted model, not a curated record
UGGGUGAACUAACCCAUAUAUUAUAUAAAGUAUCAUUAUGACAUUACAAACAGAAUUUUUUUAUUUACUUAUGUUCUAUUAUAUAAAUAUUGUUAUAUUCUGUUCAAAAACAUACGUUUUUUUUAUUCACAUCUUCAAUAUCCAUUAAUAACUUACUUGAGCACACACCCCCAACCCCCUUGCAGCUGUGACAAACAUGCAGGGGAAAACCAAAAACCACAAACCUUGCUUGUCAGCUUAAGUCUAGACAUCAAGAAUGGAGUGAUUAAGAUAUCUGUGAUAUCUGUAGUUUCUACUAAGAAAUACUUUUAAGAGGCACUAUUAAAAUACAUUCAGACUAUAAAGCACAGAAAUACCAGAUGGCUGUGAUCUUGCAGUUUUUUUUAUCAUGACUGGAAUCUAAAAAAAAACAACAGAGAGGUUGUUUGGCAAUGCGACUCUCGCUGUUAAACUGAAUUGUCAAAUGCGCAACAGCGUGAAUCAUGAAACACCCAGCAGUCCAGCCUCCUCAAGAGAAUGUGCUAAAAUAGCGGUUACUGAACGAGUUGCAAAUGAAACAAACACAUUACCUUACUUCCUCAUCUGAUCUGACAUCUCCGUUGUUCUGAGAGGACCAUGACGAUGAACACCACAGUUGCCAACAUCACCAACCCUGCAGUGCCUACUUCAUCACUCCACUCACCCCACCUCACCGAGCCCUUCAGAAUCACCCUUAUCGUCAUCUACACUUUCGUGCUUCUGGUGGGCAUCACAGGCUUGACCCUCAUGAUCAGCUUGUUAAAAACCAACAUUCGCUCGUUAACCACCAUCGCCUUCCUGAACCUGAUGGUCGCACAUUUUCUUUUCCUGCUCACCGUGCCAUUCAGAAUCUACUACUACGCGACCCAAACAUGGAAUCUGAGUUCGGGGAUGUGUAAAGUGGUCAGCGCCAUGGUGCAUAUCCACGUAUACAUGGUGUUUACCAUAUACGCCAUCAUUCUUACCCUUCGUUUCCUGCAUUAUUACAAGAAAAUGCAAUGGACUGAGUUCUACAGGCGGCUGCACGCACUGGGCGCGAGCGCUCUAGUGUGGAUCCUCCUGUUGCCCAUCAUGGUUCCCCUCGUGCUGAAUCAAUACGGGAAUUCAGAUGACGACGCAAAGGAAAACCAGUGCUUUAAAUUUGGUAAAAUGAUAGAGAACCCGGCCGUCUACGCCCUGAACAUGAUUCUGUCCAUCUUUAUUAUCAGUGUGUCGUGUGUUCAGACCGGCAUCCAGGCGAUCAUCCUGCACGCGAUGAUACGCAAGUACGGACAAGCCAGUCGAUCCCAGCAGGAGUUUUGGGUCCAAAUAAAAAACCUUAUCUUUGUACUUAUCAUGCUCACCUGCCUGGUACCGUACCACCUUUUUCGGCUGAAAUACCUGAACGACACUGUAAAGCUUAGUCCGGCAAAUGAGGUGUUUCUGGCCAUCACGGGACUUACGUGUUUCGACAUGCUGACGUUCACCGGGAGGGGCGUGUGUCAGGUGUGCUGGACCUAAAGCAGCUAUUCUCCACAUCAUUGACCAUCAAUCAGGGUCUGCAGAUGGGAAAACGGGAACUGUUUUUACAGGGAACAAGUGUAAUACUUAUAAUACGGUGACAGAAAUGGUAAAUGAGCAACCUAGCUGACAAAAAUAGCCUAUGGGCUAUUAUACGUCUGGCUAACGUUCCCAUUAACCUGAAAACGUUAUUUAUGAAUGUUCUCUUAAUGUUUUUAAAAUGGUUUAAAGUA